Molecule: messenger RNA, 943 nt
Organism: Macadamia integrifolia
Lineage: Eukaryota; Viridiplantae; Streptophyta; Magnoliopsida; Proteales; Proteaceae
Product: 60S ribosomal protein L13a-2
Exons: 4
Coding region: 86-706 (206 amino acids)
Biological process (GO): translation; negative regulation of translation
Cellular component (GO): ribosome; cytosolic large ribosomal subunit
Molecular function (GO): mRNA binding; structural constituent of ribosome
Source: RefSeq, a predicted model, not a curated record
GUCAUAACAUAAAUCCUAGAGGCUAGAGGUACAUCCCAGAGGGAUUGAGAUCCUGAGAAAAAAGGGAGAGAGACAGAGAACGAAAAUGGUUUCAGGGUCAGGUAUCUGUGCUCGUAGAGUGGUGGUUGAUGCACGCCACCACAUGCUUGGCCGCCUCGCUUCGAUCCUAGCGAAGGAACUUCUCAAUGGCCAGAAGGUGGUCGUCGUUCGUUGCGAGGAGAUCUGCCUUUCCGGUGGUCUCGUCCGCCAGAAGAUGAAGUACCUUCGCUUCCUUAGGAAGAGGAUGAACACGAAGCCCUCUCAUGGCCCUAUUCACUUCCGUGCUCCUUCUAAGAUUCUCUGGAGGACUAUUCGAGGGAUGAUUCCUCACAAGACCAAGCGUGGUGCUGCUGCGCUUGCUCGUUUGAAGGCCUAUGAGGGUGUCCCUCCUCCUUACGAUAAGAUUAAGAGGAUGGUUAUUCCCGAUGCUCUGAAGGUCUUGAGGCUUCAACCUGGACACAAAUACUGUUUGAUGGGCCGCCUCUCGUCAGAGGUUGGAUGGAACCAUUAUGAUACUAUCAAGGAGCUUGAGGCAAAGCGGAAGGAGAGGGCCCAAGUAUCAUAUGAGAGGAGGAAGCAGCUGACCAAAUUGAGGGUCAAGGCUGAGAAGGCUGCUGAAGAGAAGCUUGGUUCCCAAUUGGACGUUCUUACAUCCGUUAAAUAUUAAAUGUUUGGGGGGCACUUUUUCAGAGAUUUGGCUUGGUUUGGAAUUAAACCUUCAGUUUCACCCAGAGAGAAUGGCAUAUUUUUCCCUUGUUUUUUAUUUUUUAUUUUUUUGGUAUUUUGGGUAGCUUUGUAGAGCUUCUGAAUUUACUUCUGUUCUCUGUAUGAACAAGACGGCUGGGCAUCUGUUACUUGUUGAACUACUACUUUUGAGUUUAACCACCGCUUCUCACAUGGAAAA